This is a messenger RNA of Asterias rubens (European starfish), 1636 nucleotides long. RefSeq names its product proteasomal ubiquitin receptor ADRM1-B-like. Gene Ontology annotation, molecular function: ubiquitin binding; proteasome binding; endopeptidase activator activity. Gene Ontology annotation, cellular component: nucleus; cytoplasm; proteasome regulatory particle, lid subcomplex. Lineage: Eukaryota; Metazoa; Echinodermata; Asteroidea; Forcipulatida; Asteriidae. The record is from RefSeq and is a predicted model, not a curated record. The transcript is spliced from 10 exons. Gene Ontology annotation, biological process: ubiquitin-dependent protein catabolic process. The coding region runs from base 101 to 1345 and encodes 414 amino acids.
CAAAGCUUAAAUCUCAAAAGUGCUGUGUAACAAAAAUUAAAAAGAAAUCUUUGUUCCAACUAUUUUCCACUCCUAUUUCGCCGUUACCCGAGCAUCCAAAAUGUCUGGGGCAUUGUUUGGAAACACUGCUGGUGGAAGUCGUUCCAGUAGUAAAAAUUUAGUUGAAUUUCGGGCCGGAAAGAUGCAACUGAAAGGAACAACGGUGACCCCCGACAAGAGAAAGGGACAAGUCUACGUUCAUCAAUCCGACGACUCGUUGAUGCAUUUUUGUUGGAAGGAUCGUGGUACAGGCGUGGUUGAAGAUGAUCUGAUAAUCUUUCCCGAUGACUGUGAAUUCAAAGCCGUUGCACAAUGCACCACCGGCCGAGUCUUUGUUCUCAAGUUCAAGUCAUCAUCUCGGAAGUUUUUCUUCUGGAUGCAGGAGCCAAAGAAGGACAAGGAUGAGGAGCACUGUAAGAAGGUGAAUGAGAUGCUGAACAACCCUCCGGCUCCCGGCUCAGGAGGUGGUGGAGGACGUUCUGGGGCUGGUGGUCUUCCUCCAGAAUUGGCUGGACUUGGAGCUGCUUUAGGCGAGGGCGGUCUUCAGAAUGUCCUUGGAAACAUGGAUCAGCAGCAGUUGAUGCAGUUGCUCAACAGUGGUGGCCUAGGUGGCCUUGGUGGUUUAGGAGGACUCGGUGGUCUAAUGGGACAUGGCCGUCCUGCUAGCUCUCAAUCUACUGCCUCCUCCACUGCACCGUCCCGUGUCCAGUCCUCCCCUGGGCCACGCCCUCAAGAAUCUACUGCCACCCCUCAGCCCCGCCCUGCUACAACCAACCCCACGGUGACUACUGCCAGUGCCACCCCAGACCCUGUCACUCCUACUCAAGCCCCAGCAGCGACCAGCGCUUCAGCCCAGAAUCCGGCCAUUCAAUUGAGAGACCUUCAGUCCAUCCUCAGCACUAUGAAUAUUCCCACUGUCCCUGGAGCUGAAGGAGCACAGCCUGCAGUAGACUUGACCAAGGUCCUGACCUCCGAGGCAAUGGCUCCAAUCAUGGCUAAACCCGAGGUACAAAAGCGGCUGAUUCCAUUCUUGCCAGAGGGGGAAUCUCUGCCACGUGACCCAGAGAGGCUUCGUCAGACUCUGCAGUCCCCUCAAUUCCAACAAGCCCUGAAUAUGUUCACUGCUGCAUUCCAAUCAGGUCAGCUUGGACCACUGAUGGGUCAGUUUGGUCUGGGGACUGAAGCUACAGAUGCAGCUACUAGAGGAGACCUUGAGGCAUUUGGCAAAGCGCUCCAGUCCGGAGGAACUGAUGAUAAGAAAGACGAAGGAGGAAAAGAUGACGAAGAAGAAAUGAAUCUAGACUAAUCAGGAUUCAUUCAGAUUUAUCUAAAUCAGUAAUAUUAGUUCUUAUAAUUCAGAUAAAUAAAAAUGAUAUGAUUGAGGUUUGCGAUAACCUGAGUGUUUUACCAUCAAAACCAAAACAGGCAUGUACUUUAAAGGAACAUUACAGAAUUGGUUUUUGCUAAGAAAACAGUUGCUGGCAGAUGUAACCCACCAUCUACAUAAACUGAAAAAUGUGUAGAAUUUCGUUUCUUAGCAAUACUGUUAUUUCCUUUUGAGUCUAAUUUCUAAUUUUUGGUUCUCAGUAAAAAAACA